AUGGAUAACGAGCAGAACCAGCUACAAGACGAGGGCCCAGCGCCCCAGAUCUUCGAGCGCAGCGUCCAGGACCACCAGCAGCAGUUCCACCAGCCCGGUGCGGUGCCCGAACGGCCCGGCGCGGCGUCGCGCGCCGGGUCGUUUGCGGGCUCCUUCACGGGCUCCUUUGUUGGAGGGUCUGGAAGACGCACGUCGCGGCCUGGAUCGCACCGUGGCUCCGUGUCUAUGGCCCCUGCGCACCACACGCUCGAGGAUCUCGUUGCCCCGGCGUUAGACGCAUCUGCGACGCUCGUGACAGACUCGCAAACGGACCUCGACAACGUGGAGAUGAUCUACUCGGACCGAAACUCGACCCUGGGUCUGGACCGCGCGCUAGGCCGCACGCGCACAAACUCGAACUAUAAUUUGCCCCAGCUGUCGCGCGCCAAUAGUAACGCCAGCGCAGCCAGCAUGGCAAGCGUCAAUUCGAACGCCAGUGGAGUCAGUAAUUGCAGCAACUGCACUUCCACGGCCUCAGAUCGGCCUCGCAUCUUGCGUUUCUACUCGUACGCAGACAUGAUCUCGGACGAAAACGCCCAGUGUAGACGGCCCUCGGUCUCCCACUCGGCGUCCAGCACACUGCUACGUGGGCAGUCACCUCAGCCGUCGUUCACCAAUCCGUUCCACGGUGCUGCAAACCGCCGUGCCUCGGGCUCGUCGCCCUCGGCAGGGCUCGCAGCGCCUCCUCUACGCAGCAGUGCUGGCGCACCGUUAAGAAACUCGUCGCGAUCGCCCUCAACGCGAGUUUCGUCGCCAACAUUUGCUCCCGUCGCACCACGUUCUAAGAACAAAUUCACGCUUGAAAGCAGCGGCAGUGAUUGCUCUACAAGCGAGGGCGAAAAUGACGACGAAUCAGACCACGAAAUGGCAACUUCGCCAAGCUCGCGCUCCACCAUCUACAACUCUGCCAAUCCGCCAAGCUCACAAACCUUAUACAAUACCGUGACAGGGCCACGUUUGACGAGAACAACGACCCAAAACAGUUUCAACAAAGCGCGCCCCACUUAUAAAACGCGCACGUAUUCCAGCGCAAGUUCAGUCUCACCGUUUCUCAACGCCAACCGCGCGCUGCUCACGCACCCGGGGCCUGCACAAAACAUGAACGACGUGUUGUUUGACGACGGAUUGCAAAUCAACACGGUGAGUGACGUGCUACGGAAAAAAAUCAGUAAUGCCGAUGAAUUGUGA
Lachancea meyersii CBS 8951 is the source of this 1227-nucleotide messenger RNA. The record is from the annotation of a GenBank genome assembly. NCBI's taxonomy places the organism in Eukaryota, Fungi, Ascomycota, Saccharomycetes, Saccharomycetales, Saccharomycetaceae.